AUGCCGUCUCUUAACACGCUCCCCACGGAGCUGAUCUCCACCAUAUCGCAGCAGCUACCAGCGGCGAGCAAGAUCUCCCUCGCGCAGACCAACCGCCAGUUACGCAGCGCGCUCGGAGUGCCAAAGAAGCGCAACAUCAUCACGACGAGCGCGAUGCUCUCGGAGAGCGGCUUCCGCUUCUGCAAGCACUGCGCCAAGUACCGGCCUAGCUACCAUUUCCUCGCCGUGUACCCGCGGGCCCCACGCCGCUCCAUCGGCGUGUGUAUCACCUGCCACGCCGGCCUCGCUACCGGAACCCCCGAGAAUAGGGGCGUCUGGCUGUGGAAACGCCGCAUCGGCCAGUACCGCCACUGCCGAGAGCUGGUCGUCGGUGUGCGCGACGGAUUGCUGCCGAAGCAUGGCUGGGGCAGGGAGUGCUCCAACUGCAGUGAGUGCGGACUUUUCAUUCCAGCGACGAGACUGUUCUGCGCGUGCAAACCGCGCAGGGCGUUGGAUCUGAGGUGGGAGCUCCCGCUGAAAAAGAAGCGUCACUUGGCAUUCAGGGUUAGGCACUUGCUGGCGAAGUUGGAUAGGAAGUUACAUAUGAGUAGCAUGGUAGUUUUAUGCGAUUAUAUCCACGAGUUUGAUCCCUUAAAUCCUGAUUAUCACCUGCUCAAUGCAGACUAUUAG
Molecule: messenger RNA, 669 nt
Organism: Tricharina praecox
Lineage: Eukaryota; Fungi; Ascomycota; Pezizomycetes; Pezizales; Pyronemataceae
Exons: 1
Coding region: 1-669 (222 amino acids)
Source: RefSeq, a predicted model, not a curated record